AUGUUUCAGUUCCAGAAGGCAGAAUCAGAUCUGGAUUACAUUCAGCACAGACUGGAGUUUGAAAUCACGAGUAAUCUCCCUGAUAACCUGGCAGCAGAGGAGAAUCCAGUCACUGUCUUGCAAGAACUGGCCGUGAUGAAAUCCCGUUACAAAACACUCUGUAUGCAGCUGGAAAAAGUUUCCAAGGAGCAGAAGGAAUCCAUGCAGGGCAUCCGCACUGCCCUGGAGCACACAAUGAAGAUAGUUCAGGCACUGCAGGAACGCACUGACCUCGAGAGCACACCUCUGUCAGCAGCAGAACAGACUGCAGUACAGCAGCUCAGCUGCCAGAUUUGGAAAGAAAUGGAAUCUCCAGUGGUAAAGCCACAUUGCACAGGAUCUACUGUCCCUGGCUCACUUGAAGCCACUGACUCAAGAAUACAAAUCCUGAAAGAAUUAACUGUUGUGGAACUCGACAAACAAGGACAUGUUAAACUAACUGUGUAA
This is a messenger RNA of Acanthisitta chloris (rifleman), 486 nucleotides long. It is a transcript of the gene SKA2, whose product is annotated as spindle and kinetochore associated complex subunit 2. Gene Ontology annotation, cellular component: outer kinetochore; spindle microtubule. The record is from RefSeq and is a predicted model, not a curated record. Lineage: Eukaryota; Metazoa; Chordata; Aves; Passeriformes; Acanthisittidae. Gene Ontology annotation, biological process: cell division; mitotic cell cycle; chromosome segregation. Gene Ontology annotation, molecular function: microtubule binding.